Messenger RNA from Ailuropoda melanoleuca (giant panda), 1674 nucleotides. RefSeq names its product Tax1 binding protein 3 (gene TAX1BP3). Gene Ontology annotation, biological process: neurotransmitter receptor transport, endosome to postsynaptic membrane; establishment or maintenance of epithelial cell apical/basal polarity; embryo development. The record is from RefSeq and is a predicted model, not a curated record. NCBI's taxonomy places the organism in Eukaryota, Metazoa, Chordata, Mammalia, Carnivora, Ursidae. Gene Ontology annotation, molecular function: protein kinase binding. The transcript has 4 exons. Bases 161 to 571 code for a protein of 136 amino acids. Gene Ontology annotation, cellular component: postsynaptic membrane; basolateral plasma membrane; adherens junction.
CCGAACAGCGCUGCGACCGGUGACUGGCUGGGGCUUUGUUAACUAUUCAUGAAGGGGCGGCCCGAGUCGGGGUGCCUUUGUUAACCAGGGAGGGCGCGGCUGCUGGGAUUUUCGCCGCGGGCUUCACUGAGCUGCGCCGGGUUUCCAGAUUGGGGUCGAGAUGUCCUACAUCCCGGGCCAGCCGGUCACCGCCGUGGUGCAAAGAGUUGAAAUUCACAAGCUGCGUCAAGGUGAGAACUUAAUACUGGGCUUCAGCAUUGGAGGUGGAAUUGACCAGGAUCCCUCCCAGAAUCCGUUCUCAGAAGAUAAGACAGACAAGGGCAUUUAUGUCACACGAAUAUCUGAAGGAGGCCCUGCUGAAAUUGCCGGGCUGCAGAUUGGAGACAAGAUUAUGCAGGGAGGAGCUGAAUUGGGCCACAGACCAAAUGCCCAGAGCUGCAAGUCCUGCCACAGGCUCUUGGAGCUUUCACACUGGACACUUUCAGAAAGGGCAAGAAGAGAGAAGAGCAGAGGAGGAAAGUCUGAACCCAUGCUGCCCACAGCCUCUCUGGAAUGCCUCCCAUCUUACUAGCCUCCAGGGACUUCACAUAAAGCUGGGCAGGUUACCUUUUCCGCCUCCAGUUGGUGACCACCUGAGGGUAGAAGGAGAUGGACCAGGCCACAAAGUAAAUCCAGCCAAUCACCUGGUUUAUGAUGCUCACGGUGUUGCUGUGGAUGACCAAGAAGCGGAUCCUCGGGCUAGAAGAAUUUGGGGGCUGAGACGAGCUGAGGCCUGGGCUUGAAGGAAAGCCCCAUGUACCCAACGCUGCCUGCCCCCCAUCUCAUCAUUUAAGGCCCAUGUGGGCUGAGGUCAGCCUACCCGGUCUGGUUGGAAUGAUUUCCAUGCAGAUAAACAGUAACUUGUCCAACAUUUUGAGAGAUCACUUGAAAAGAGGAAUCUGUCACUCCAGGAGGCACCACAACCUGUUAAAAAAACUGAAUUUGAUCUGGUGCUACAGUUACUAGGAUCUCACCGAGUGUCCAGCUCCAGGUUACUCGCUAGGGACUGAUGGGGCAGAUCACACACGGUCCCUGCCUUUCAAGAGCUUACUAAUAAGAGGGAGAAACCAGCUACCUGCCCUCCCCCAAUACCUGUGUCUCAGAUGUUCUGAGCAGAACAACAGCCCUGUCCUCAGGCUCUCCCCUACCUCAACUACCAGAGAAGGUGGAAUAGCUCUUCUCCUCUUACUAACCACGCGAUCUCAGGCAAGUUAUUCAAGCUCUGACCUCAGUUUGCUCACCUGUACAAGGGGAUAACAGAAGUGUCUACUUAUCAAAAGCUCUGCUCCAAGAAACAGUACUUGGAGGCCUGCCUGCAAUAUCUGAUCUCCCAGUCACCUCCCGACAUUCUCAAAUCUCCCAAGUGUGGCUGGGAGCAGAGUGAUACCUUCCCUGAACCAACUGCCUCCCCCUCUUUGUUCCUUGGAUAUCGCUCUGGGCUCCAGACCUCCACCAUACCAAGGCUUUGUGAGGAUGCAGCCAUUAGAAUUCAGUGGCUUCUUUAGGAGGACCCUGGAAGGACUGUCUUUUUGUUUUUACACCGGAAAUCAGGGGGCUUUGGCAGAACAAGUGAAAUGGUAUAAGCGGCGGCUGCAAAGCCCAGAGUCCGAGUCACGGCCCACCUCUUGCAAGCUA